This is a messenger RNA of Dermatophagoides pteronyssinus (European house dust mite), 2013 nucleotides long. RefSeq names its product AMP-activated protein kinase alpha subunit (gene AMPKalpha). Gene Ontology annotation, molecular function: protein serine/threonine kinase activity; ATP binding. The record is from RefSeq and is a predicted model, not a curated record. Gene Ontology annotation, biological process: protein phosphorylation; intracellular signal transduction. Lineage: Eukaryota; Metazoa; Arthropoda; Arachnida; Sarcoptiformes; Pyroglyphidae. Gene Ontology annotation, cellular component: cytoplasm.
AUUUGAAUUUCCUUUGAUUUGAAAUUCUGCUGUGUUGUUUUUUUUAGAAAAAGAUCGAACACCGAUCUUCAAUCAGCAAAUUCUUUCUUUUCUUUUUUUUUUUGUUUUUCGUUUUUGCAAUCAAAUAAUUAUGUCUGAUAAGAAUAAUUCCCAACAACAACCGCAACAACAACCAUCGGCUGCAAUGGCAAUCAAUAAUCCACAACAACAACAUAGUCAAUCAAUAAAAAUUGGUCAUUAUAUACUUGGUGAAACAUUAGGUAUCGGUUCAUUUGGUAAAGUUAAAAUUGCAACACAUCAAAUUACUGAUCAUAAAGUUGCUGUAAAAAUCCUGAAUCGACAAAAGAUAAAAAAUUUAGAUGUUGUUGGUAAAAUUCGUCGUGAAAUACAAUAUCUAAAACUAUUUCGUCAUCCACAUAUUAUUAAACUUUACCAAGUAAUAAGUACACCAACCGAUAUAUUUAUGAUUAUGGAAUAUGUAUCGGGUAGAGAAUUAUUUGAUUAUAUUCUAAAACAUGGUAAAUUGAAAGAAUCUGAAGCUAGACGUUUUUUUCAACAAAUAAUAUCCGGUGUUGAUUAUUGUCAUCGUCAUAUGGUUGUACAUCGUGAUUUGAAACCGGAAAAUCUACUUUUGGAUCAAAAUUUAAAUGUAAAAAUUGCCGAUUUUGGCCUGUCGAAUAUGAUGCGUGAUGGUGAAUUUUUACGUACUAGUUGUGGUUCACCAAAUUAUGCUGCACCUGAAGUUAUUGCUGGAAAAUUAUAUGCUGGACCUGAAGUUGAUAUUUGGUCUUGUGGUGUUAUACUUUAUGCAUUAUUAUGUGGUACAUUACCAUUCGAUGAUGAACAUAUGCCAACAUUGUUUCGAAAGAUUAAAUCUGGACAAUUUCUUAUACCGGAUUAUCUAAAUAAAUCGGUUGUAUCAUUAUUAUGUCAUAUGAUACAAGUUGAUCCAAUAAAACGUGCUACAAUCGAUGAUAUAAAACAACAUGAUUGGUUUAAAAAAGAUUUGGCUGCUUAUUUGUUUCCAAGUCCUACGGCUAAUGAUGCAUCAUUUAUCGAUAUUGAAGCAGUGAAUGAAGUUUGUGAAAAAUUCGGUGUUACCGAACAAGAAGUACAUGAUUCAUUACUUAGUGGUGAUGCACAUGAUCAAUUAGCCAUUGCAUAUCAUUUGAUUGUUGAUAAUAAAGGAAUUGAAGAUGAAGCAAUAAAAUUAGAUUUAAAAGAUUUAUAUGUAUCAUCUAGUCCACCACCAUAUUUAGAUCAAUCGAAUAGUCCAUUUCCAAAACAACGACAAAGAAUUCUUAGUGGUGGUGCAGGUAGCACUGGUGCUGGGGGUAAUAUAAAUUCAUCAACAAUUCAAUCAGAUCAUAAUCGACAACGUGCAAAUAGUGUUGGUCAACAAUAUCAAUAUCAUCAUCAACAACAACCACAACAACAACAACAAGAUCAAAAAAAUCAUAAAUCAACAACACCAAUCAAAAAAGCUAAAUGGCAUUUAGGUAUACGAUCACAAAGCAAACCAAUCGAUAUUAUGAAUGAAGUAUAUCGUGCAAUGAAAUUAUUAGAAUUUGAAUGGAAAGUUGUAAAUCAAUUUUAUGUACGAGCCCGGCGUAAAAAUCCAACAACAGGAAAAUAUUAUAAAAUGGCAUUACAAUUAUAUCAAGUUGAUUAUAAAAGUUUUCUAUUGGAUUUUAAAUCAUUACCAAAUGAAGAUGAUGAUGAUAAUGAUAAUAAUAAUGAUGGUGGUGGUAAAAAUUCAACGAUUACCGGACAAUCAUCAUCAUCAUCGUCAUCAUUGACCGCUGGUGGUGGUAAUAGUUUAGUAUCGACAACUGAAUUUACUGGUCAUCAACAAUAUAAAAAUCAUAAUAUAAUGGAAUUUUUUGAAAUGUGUGCAUCAUUGAUUGCUCAAUUGGCACGUUGAAAAAUUCCAAAUGUUUUUUCUCCCAUGUUUUUUCAUUUGUUUUUUAAACACAAAAGAUUUUUCUGUAUGGAUGAUGUGUGUGUGUGAAU